GAGGGCGCCCUGAUCAAGUUUCACAUGCUACAAAUAUCCUUCCUGGGCUGUUACACUGUGAGGCAUUUCACCAAUGAGCACAUACUGCAGAUGAAGCGUCCCUUUCCACUCGCAAGUUGAGAGACACGAACUUCACAGCAGACAUGAGUCAAGUCUUGGACAUUGAGCGCUGUGAUCUGGACAUUAAGAAGAACAGCAGCAGUCAUCACACCGAGCUGUAUGGAGAGAAGCGUUUGAUCGUGAGGAGGGGACAGCCCUUCAACAUUAUUUUACACCUGUCGCCUGGCAGCAAACACUUCACACCGGGCAAAACCAGCUUCACGCUCAUCGUUGAAACGGGUCCGUUACCCAGAAAAGAAUCGGACACAAAGGUCUCAUUCAGUCUGCGUGAAUCCACGGUGGACACUGAAUGGAGUGCAUCUGCCACUAAUGAGCCCUCAGGAAACGCAGUGCAUGUUUCUAUCUCUUCCUCCCCUGAUGCUCCCAUCGGGCUCUAUUCUCUGACUGUGGACCAAGAGGGGCAGAAGACCAGCUUGGGACAGUUCACCCUACUUUUCAAUGCCUGGUGCCCAAGAGAUGCUGUUUACAUGCGCAGCGAGACUAAGAGACAGGAGUAUGUUUUAUCCCAGCACGGACAAGUCUACAGAGGGACACACAAAAGGAUCAAAGGGAUGCCCUGGAACUUUGGACAGUUUGACUCAGGAAUACUGGAUAUCUGUCUGAAGCUUCUCGAUGAAAACCCCAAGUUUGUGUCUGAUGCCGAUAAGGACUGCUCUGCCAGGAGAAAUCCGGUCUAUGUGACCAGAGUACUGAGUGCCAUGAUCAACAGUAAUGACGACAGAGGUGUGCUCGUGGGGGAGUGGUACGACUUUUCAGGUGGGGUUCAUCCUGGAAAGUGGAUCGGCAGUGGAGACAUUCUGCGCCGGUGGGCAGAGAGCGGCCCCGUCCGCUAUGGCCAGUGUUGGGUCUUUGCUGCUCUUGCGUGCACAGUGUCCCGUGCUCUGGGCAUCCCAUGCCGAGUGGUUACCAACUUUGGAUCAGCUCACGAUACCGACGCCAACCUGGUGAUUGAAAACCUGUACGAUGAAGAUGGUGAAAAAAUUUCUGACGAUUCAAUAUGGAACUUCCACGUUUGGGUGGAUAGCUGGAUGACUCGUCCAGACUUGGGGGACAAGUUUGAUGGGUGGCAAGCUAGUGAUCCCACCCCACAGGAGACGAGUGAAGGUGUUUUCUGUUGUGGACCAGCGUCUCUGAACGCCAUCAAGGAAGGAGAGCUGACCAAGAAGUAUGACGCACCCUUUAUUUUUGCCGAGGUCAAUGCAGAUGUUGUGGACAAGGUGCGGCUGUCAACUGGAGAGUUUGUGGAGUUAAGUGGAUCGACUACGUCUGUUGGACGUUUCAUCAGCACCAAAGCUGUGGGCUCAGACGACAGACACGACAUCACGCAUCAGUACAAGUAUCCGGAAGGGUCAAAGGAGGAGAGGCUGGUGUAUGAGAAGGCCAAGCACAACAACAAGCUGCAGCAGCGAGGAGAAGAGCCGGGGCUGCAGCUCAAGAUCAAGCUGGCUGACAACAUGAUCGUGGGCUCAAACUUCGAGGUGUUCGCCGUCCUCACCAACAACUUCAAGGAUGCAAAGACCUGCAAAGUCCUCUUCUUCGCCAAGGCGGUGAGCUACAAUGGAAAGCUGGGAGAGGUGUGUGGAUUCGCUGUAGACACGAUGGAGGUGCCCCCUGGAGAAGAAAAGCGGCUGCCCCUCAAAGUGAAGUACAAGCAGUAUGGAAAAGCCAUCACACCUGACAGGCUGAUCCAGCUGUCAGCCAUCACCAUCAACAAGGAGACCGCUGAGUACCACAAGGCGGAGAAGACUAUUGUCCUGGACGAGCCAGAAAUACAGAUCAAGCUGGUGGGAGAACCCAGGGUGAACCAGCCUGUGACAGCAGAGCUGACCCUGGUGAACCCUGUACCAGAGAAGCUCCAGGACUGCAGCUUCACCAUAGAGGGAGUCGGCCUGACUCACGGGAAACCCAUAACAGCCGAGAUUGGAGCUGUGGGCCCCUCACAAGAAGCCAAAGCCAGCAUUAAGUUCAUCCCCAACAGCGCUGGCUCCAGCAAGCUCCUGGUGAACUUCGAUAGCGACAAACUGAGAAACAUCAAGAGUUUCAUCAGUGUUGCUGUGAAGGAAUGAACCAGCUCAGAGUCCAGUAGCACAAGCAGAUUAGUAGUUGUUGUUGUUGCUGGUUAACUGAAUAACAAGAGCUACAUGUUACAGAGCUGCCCUUGACAUUGAGGUGUUGGGCUUCAUUUUUUAAUCUACUUAUUUGUACUAGGGUGUCAAAGAGAAACUUUUUUUAUUAAAAACACAAUCAGGUAUAGAGGAUCGAUUGGUGAAGUGGAUUAAAGACUCUUAUUAAAAAAGAAUGCUAAAUAAAUUACUAUUAUUAACAGUUAUUUAACUCAUACUAAUUUUAUAUUUGAGAUUUAAGGACAAUAAAGACAUUAAUAAACUGUGAGUAGUUAUUGUUUUAGGAGAGAAAGUCAAACUGCCAAUAAAGACACUGCUGAAAAAAAG
Mugil cephalus (flathead mullet) is the source of this 2570-nucleotide messenger RNA. Its product is annotated as protein-glutamine gamma-glutamyltransferase 2-like. Lineage: Eukaryota; Metazoa; Chordata; Actinopteri; Mugiliformes; Mugilidae. The record is from RefSeq and is a predicted model, not a curated record. Gene Ontology annotation, molecular function: protein-glutamine gamma-glutamyltransferase activity. Gene Ontology annotation, biological process: peptide cross-linking. Bases 144 to 2186 code for a protein of 680 amino acids. The transcript is spliced from 15 exons.